Messenger RNA from Leptosia nina, 2604 nucleotides. Lineage: Eukaryota; Metazoa; Arthropoda; Insecta; Lepidoptera; Pieridae. The record is from the annotation of a GenBank genome assembly.
AUGCAGAACAUCAACAACAUAGUAAUGUUUCCCGUGGACAGCCUUCUAAAAGGAGAUCUGCGGGGCGUCAAAGGUGAUCUCAAGAGGCCCUUCGACAAGGCGUCCAAAGACUACGAGUCCAAGUACCUGAAAAUUGAGAAGGAGAAGAAGUCGCAGGCGAAGGAAGCCGGCCUCAUACGCAGCGAGGUGACGCCCGCCGAGAUCGCAGAUGAAAUGGAAAAAGAGCGGAGAUUGUUUCAGCUACAAAUGUGCGAGUACCUCAUCAAGUUUAACGAGAUCAAGACGAAGAAGGGCAUUGAAUUACUGCAGCAUCUAGUGGAGUACUAUCAUGCUCAGACGAACUACUUUCAAGAUGGUCUAAAAACGAUCGAGCACUUUGGCGUGUACGUGGCGGAUUUGAGUGUUCAGUUGCAGAAGAUAAGGCAGCAGCAGGACGACGAGCGCCGGCGAUUGCUGGAACUGAGGAAUAUGCUGCGGGCGGCCGCACCGCAAGAUAGAGAGGCGGCAUCAGCGGUCGGUGGUUAUUCACUUCACCAAUUGCAAGGUGACAAGCAACACGGUGUGACGCGCAGCGGUUACCUUCUCAAGAAGUCCGAGGGUAAAGUACGUCGAGUCUGGCAAAAGAGAAGAUGUAGAGUCACCGCCGAAGGUUACCUGGACAUAUUCCACGCGGAUGAAAAUAAAACCCCCGCCAGAGUGAAUCUCUUAACGUGUCAGAUUAAAGUAGCAACGGAAGACAAAAGGGCGUUCGAUCUAGUCUCAUAUAGCCGAACCUACCACUUCCAAGCCGAUGAUGAGAACGAGCAACGCGCGUGGACAUCGGUGCUCGUCAAUUGCAAGGAAGGUGCGCUGAUGAGGGCGUUCCACCAGCAGGCUGGCGAGAGCAACGACAACGGCCAUUCGCUGCUGGACCUCCAGCGGUCCAUCAUAAGGGCCGUGAGGUCGUUGCCCGGGAAUCAAGUGUGCUGCGACUGUGGCUCAGCCAAUGAUCCGACUUGGCUAUCAACGAAUUUUGGCAUAAUAGUGUGUAUAGAAUGUUCUGGAAGCCAUCGAGAAUUGGGCGUGCACAUUUCACGCAUACAAUCGUUAACCCUGGACCGACUGAGCACCUCACAGCUACUUUUAGCCAGACAUAUGGGCAACCAAACGUUCAACGAUGUCAUGGAAAAUACUUUAGAUGAAAGAUUAAAGUUGAAACCAGGCAGUUCAAUGGAUGAAAGGUUAAGAUUUAUUCGCGAGAAGUACGUGUAUCGGGCGUGGGCGGCAAGGACGUGUCGUGACGAGGCGGAAAGGCUCUCGGAGGUCGAACACGCGGUCAAUAACGGACACCUGCAGAAUUUGCUGCAAGCGUACGCAGAGGGCGCUGAUCUAGCCGCCACUUUGCCCAGUUCGGAUUGCGGCGAAACGGCCCUGCACCUCGCAAUAUCUCGUGAACUAGGGGAUGGUUCAUGUCUCCACAUAGUUGAUUUUCUAGUCCAGAACGGGGGCUCCCAACUCUUAGACAAGGCCACGGCUUCCGGAAUGACAGCGCUGCAUCUAUGCGCUGCGAUAGAUCGGACAGAACCUAUGAAACUAUUGCUGAAGGCUGGAGCAGACAGCAGUUUGAGGGAUGGAAACGGCAGGACGGCGUUGCAAGUAGCGAGGCAGCUGGGACACAUUGCCUGCCAAGAACUGCUAGAGGGCGUGGAUAAAAGAGAAAAGAGUAUAUUUGAAAAUAUUAAUAUAGACUGGAAUUUAUCUCACGAUGAUGGCUCGACUGACUUCUCGGAUGAUGACACAGUCAUCGAUGAGAGGCAAAACGGCAGCGUUACCCCAGAGAAGAAGUGCCCCAGAUCUCGGCCUCCAUCGUACGCGGGCACAUGCGGAACGAGCACAGCAGGUGGUGGGGACUCCCCCGUGUUGCGUUCCAGGUCUUCCACGUGCGAUUCCUUGCAUCAUGCACCACCCACGCCUACUACACUACCUCGAAAACCUAAUGUCUACAACUUGAACAGUUUAAAGAAACGUGUCGCGCCGCUGCCUCCCGCCGUGACACUUCCUCAACCGCACCCACACCAUCGCUCCACACCAUCACCAUCACCAUCGGAUACUAGAUCUAUACAUAGUGGCACAGUGAAGCACCGGCCGCAACAGCCACCACCCACUCCCCCACCAACACACUCAAUGCACAAUGGAGGUCAUCGGGACGAGCCUACGCCGCCACCGAGGAAGGAAUGUUCUAGUCAAGACUCGUCGUUGGAACUGUGUGACAUUUCGGACGCGCUGGACGACAGCCGGCUGCAGUCGGCGUUGUCGUGCGAAAGUUCCAGGUCGCGCGAACGGUCGCGGCGAAGCGAUAGUCGCUCGCUCGAUGUGUCUGAUACCUCUAGUGUUCACUCGCGAUCUCCGUCGGCGUCCAUUACUAUGAUGGGCGGUACAAGGCGAUGCAGGGCCCUAUACGACUGCUCAGCAGAUAACGAGGACGAGUUGUCGUUCCGCGAAGGCGAAGUGAUCGUCGUGAUCAACGAGAGGACGGAAGACGACAACUGGAUGGAAGGUCAGGUCGAGGGAACGAAUAGGCGCGGCAUGUUCCCCGUCUCUUUCGUGCACAUGCUACCCGAUUAG